This is a messenger RNA of Aspergillus sclerotioniger CBS 115572, 1281 nucleotides long. Its product is annotated as C2H2-type zinc finger protein. Gene Ontology annotation, cellular component: cytoplasm; nucleus. The record is from RefSeq and is a predicted model, not a curated record. The coding region runs from base 1 to 1281 and encodes 426 amino acids. The transcript has a single exon. Gene Ontology annotation, molecular function: RNA polymerase II cis-regulatory region sequence-specific DNA binding. NCBI's taxonomy places the organism in Eukaryota, Fungi, Ascomycota, Eurotiomycetes, Eurotiales, Aspergillaceae.
AUGCCGCCACCAGCCUCUGCAGUAGAUUUCUCCAAUCUGCUGAACCCACAGAGCAAUCCCGUUGAUUUAACGCCUUCCACCCCUGUGGACAGCUCCAAGGGCCCUUCUACCCCGACCAGCGCACAAUCCACCUCCAGCAUGGCCUCAUCCGUGAGCCUACUUCCUCCCCUCAUGAAGGGUGCCCGGCCUGCGACCGAAGAAGUGCGUCAGGAUCUUCCCCGUCCAUACAAAUGUCCUCUCUGCGAUCGCGCCUUCCACCGUCUGGAACAUCAGACCAGGCAUAUUCGCACGCAUACAGGUGAAAAGCCGCACGCCUGUCAAUUCCCCGGCUGCACCAAGCGCUUCAGUCGUUCGGAUGAGCUUACCCGCCAUUCGAGAAUCCACAACAACCCCAACUCGAGGCGCAGCAAUAAGGCUCAACAUCUGGCUGCGGCUGCGGCGGCCGCGGCUGGUCAGGACAAUGGCAUGGCCAGCAACGCGAGCGCUAUGAUGCCUCCUCCCAGCAAGCCAAUGACUCGGUCUGCCCCCGUCUCGCAGGUCGGAUCCCCCGAUAUCUCUCCGCCUCACUCCUUCUCCAGCUACGCCAACCACAUGCGAUCGAACCUGGGUCCUUAUUCGCGCAACAGCGAGCGGGCAUCAUCGGGCAUGGACAUCAAUCUAUUGGCGACGGCUGCGUCGCAGGUUGAACGCGACGAACACUUCAGCUUCCAUGCAGGGCCACGCAGUCACCACUUGUUUAGCUCGCGCCACCACGGAAGUGGCCGCCUUCCAUCCCUGUCUGCUUACGCAAUCACGCACAACAUGAGCCGCUCGCACUCGCAUGAGGAUGACGGCUAUUCGCACCGCGUCAAGCGCUCGAGGCCCAACUCUCCAAACUCAACUGCUCCUUCUUCUCCCACCUUCUCCCACGACUCCCUUUCCCCCACCCCCGAUCACACUCCCCUGGCUACUCCCGCUCACUCGCCGCGGUUGAGACCCCUGGGCUCCAGUGAUCUGCACCUGCCAUCGAUCCGUCAUCUGUCACUUCACCACACACCAGCUCUUGCUCCGAUGGAGCCACAACCGGAGGGUCCCAAUUACUACAGCCCUAGCCAAGGUCAUGUCGGCCCGAGCAUCACGGAUAUUAUGUCCAAACCGGAUGGAACGCAGCGCAAACUGCCAGUCCCCCAGGUGCCGAAAGUCGCCGUUCAGGAUAUGCUGAAUCCCGGUAGUGGGUUUUCCUCGGUGACUUCGUCAACCGCCAAUUCUGUUGCUGGUGGCGAUCUGGCCGAACGUUUCUAG